AUGGCGUUGCCGGCGGCCAGGCACGGCCGGCCGGUCCUCGCCGCCGCCAGGGGCUUCCUCUCCUGCUACCGCGCCUUCGUCCCCGCCAUCUUCGCACUGGUUCUGGUCGCCACCCUCGGCCCUAUCUUCCCCUCGAGUUCCUCGGACGCAGACGCCGGCGACGGUGGCGCGGGCGCCAGCGUAGGGGUCGUCCGAUCGAACUACCUCCGACGGGAGACCUUCAUGGCGCUGCAUUCUGAUCCUCUCCGCACUCGCCUGGACCUGAUCUACCGCCAGGCCGUGGACCACGCCGCCCUCGUCAAUGCCUAUGGCGCGUACGCCCGCCGCGUUAAGAUCGACACGUCCCGCCUGCUCCAUGCCUUCGAGGGGCUCGUCGUCUCCUUCUCCUCCACAAUCACUCGCCUCUCUGCAAGGGACGACGCAGUGGAUGCCAUUGAGGAAGGUCCCCUGCGCGCCAUCGUGAAGGAGUUCAAGGACCGGGUGAAAGUCUAUCGGAAGCUCGUCGCCGAGUCAAAGGAGAGCUUCGAGGCGGAAAUUAAGAUCCAAAAGCUCCGCGACACCAUCUUCGCCAUCAACCAGCAGCUUCACCAGGCGCGGAAGCUCAGAGAGCUCUCGAGCCGCAUUGCCGCCGGAUCCACUCCCAAGAGUCUCCACUGCCUCGCCAUGCGCCUGAUGCAGGAGCGCGUGGCCCACCCGGAGUCGUACGACGCCGCCGGUAGCGUUCCAGGUCGGCCGGAGCCCUCUCUCGACCAGUACCAUUACGCCAUCAUCUCCGACAACGUGAUCGCCGCAUCGGUGGUGGUGAACUCGGCGGUGUGGAACGCGGCGGAGCCCUCCAAGCACGUCUUCCACCUGGUCACCGACCGGAUGUACCUCGCCGCAUUCCAUGUCUGGUUCGCCCGGCGGCCGCCCUCGGGGGGCGCCACAGUGGAGAUACGCUCCGAUGCCGAUUUCCCAUUCCUCAGUGCCCCAUCCUCGCAGGCAACCGCCCAAAGGGGCGGUGGCCUUCCGCCGCUAGACUACCUCAAGUUCUACCUCCCGGAGAUGUAUCCGCAGCUGAGGAGGAUCAUCCUGCUGGAGGACGACGUCGUGGUGCAGCGGGACAUGGCAGCGCUUUGGCGGACGGACCUGGACGGGAAGGCGAACGGCGCGGUGGAGGUAUGCUUUGGGCCCUUCCGGCGGUACUCCCACUACCUGAACUUCUCCCACCCCAUGGUGGGGGAAAAGUUCAGUCCCCGGGCCUGCGCUUGGGGUCAUGGAGUCAAUCUCUUCGACCUGGAUGCCUGGAGGAGGGAGAAGCUCACGGAGCGUUUCCAAUACUACGAGAACCUGGUGAGAAUUCGCAGCACGAUGCUCCUCUGCUAGCUGAAUCGGGUCGAAUUCUGGCGCCACUGCUCUUCUUCCCAACCAUUCUCCGUUCGAUUUUCCGUCUCAUAUCUACUCUCUUCUUCCUGCGUGUCUGCAUUUUUUCGAAUUUCCAUCUGAUGAUAGUUCGACGGCAGAUUUUUACUACGUUUUUCUUGUCCAAGUCUGGCAUUCAUGGCUUCUACCGUGAUGUUUAAUUCCUGAAAUUACUCCGGAUUUUCCCUCAAGAUCAAACGCUUUUGAACAAGAUCGAGAGGAGGAUUCUCUGCAUCAGUCAUCUGGAAGCAGCCUGAGAUGUUGAAACGCAUACCCUCCAUGAUCCAAAUUAGCCAAGAAAACCAGGAUGAUCUUGGCUCCAUCCAAAAGCCCAUUGAUGCUCGUUCGCCUGAAGAUCAGUUUCAGUUCUGCUCGAGGAGUCAGAUUUUCCCUUUCAUGAUCCUCUAAAUAAAAUCACUGCCGCCGUGACCCUCUCAUGAUCUUCAUCAGGUUGCUUCGAUCGUUUCUUUCUCAAUUCGAUUCCAUAUGGUGGCUAAAACUCCCCGUUGUUGGCGGAGAUUGACCCUUUCUUUCAAGCUGGAGAACAUUCAUCGCCAAGAACAAGGAGAUCACCUAUUCUCCCUCAUCCUGGAUCCUGACUCCUCCGAGAAACAAUGCAGAACUCCGACGGAACUCUGUGGGCGCCGGAGACGGGGGCGGCGGCGGCGGAGCUGAUGACGUUCCACGGCUCCACCAAGCCGCUGGACAAGGCCUGGAACCUGAUGGGCCUCGGCCGGAACCCUAGCAUCACCCCGGCGGAGAUCACCGGCGCCGGCGCCGUCCACUUCGACGGGACCAUGAAACCCUGGCUCGACGUCGCCAUCAACCAGUACAAGCACAUCUGGACAAGGUACCUCGACGCCGACGAGAAGUUCCUCCAGCUCUGCAACUUCGCCCUCUGA
Messenger RNA from Spirodela intermedia, 2303 nucleotides. The record is from the annotation of a GenBank genome assembly. NCBI's taxonomy places the organism in Eukaryota, Viridiplantae, Streptophyta, Magnoliopsida, Alismatales, Araceae.